UUAUUUUAAUUACUGGUGGUAGGACCUCUUAUGAGUCCGCACGGGUAGGUACCACCACCCUCGCCUAUUUCUGCCGUGAAGCAGUAAUAGUCCAGGAUCCACCGCCCAUUUUUGCACUUGAUUACUAUCAAGCUAAUUUUCCGUGAGUAGCUUUAUUUUGAUGAGACGCCCAAUAAUUUCCUAUACGAAACUCUCGAUUGUGGUAGCUAACAGAGGUAGCGAGGAUAAAAUAUGUUGAUUUGAUGAUUCUCAAAUAUUUAUUACUAACUGAAUUUUUUUUUGUUAAAUCUCAAGACAAUUAUCUAAAUUAUUCGAAAAAAUAUUUGUCCUACAAAAUCUAUGGUUUGAUCAAAGAGUCCCCUCUUUCCGACAUGUAUCGAUAACAAGGUCAUCAUAAAUGAUUACUAACCAGCUGAUUUUUUUUUUUUUACUUAGUUAAUAUUUAUGUAAUUUAACAGACAUAUUGUCCUACAAAUUGCGCGGUACGUUAUCCUGGUCCUACGCUCAAAAGUAGUAGUACAGAUCCUUGAUGUAAAAAUAAUUACUAUCAAGCUGAAUCUUCGUGAAUAGCUUCGUUUUGAUGAGACGCCCAAUAAUUUCCUAUACGAAACUCUCGAUUGUGGUAGCUAACAGAGGUAGCAAGGAUAAAAUAUGUUGAUUUGAUGAUUCUCAAAUAUUUAUUACUAACUGAAUUUUUUUUUGUUAAAUCUCAAGACAAUUAUCUAAAUUAUUCGAAAAAAUAUUUGUCCUACAAAAUCUAUGGUUUGAUCAAAGAGUCCCCUCUUUCCGACAUGUAUCGAUAACAAGGUCAUCAUAAAUGAUUACUAACCAGCUGAUUUUUUUUUUUUUACUUAGUUAAUAUUUAUGUAAUUUAACAGACAUAUUGUCCUACAAAUUGCGCGGUACGUUAUCCUGGUCCUACGCUCAAAAGUAGUAGUACAGAUCCUUGAUGUAAAAAUAAUUACUAUCAAGCUGAAUCUUCGUGAAUAGCUUCGUUUCGAUGAGUCGCCCAACAAUUUCCUAUGCGAAAAUUCUCAAUGAUGGUAGCUAACAGAGGUAGCAAUGAUAAAAUAUGUCGAUUUGAUUAUUUUCAAAAAUUUUAAAGAAAUUAAAAAAUUAAUAAUCGUCAAUGUAAAUUCAACAAAAAAUUAACAAAAAAAAAGUUGUGCCGCUUGGGUUUCUGUAUUUUGCUACUACAGCUGAGUCACACCGGUACGGCGGUACGCAUGCGCAGAGCAUUGCUUACUGCGUAUUAGGUAUCCCACGUUAGUGUUGACCAUAAGCCUGCAAACAUUUUCUCAGUCGACCACGUGUUUUAUUUUAUCUUGAUAAAUAAUUUCAAGAAAUGUUUUUUGUGCUGCAAAAUAAUUAUGGAGUGUUUUUUGUGUAAUUCGUUAUGUGAAAACUCUACUUUUCGAGAGAAAAGAGAAAAAGUGAAGAAAUUUAAUAAAGACUUUUGGCUUUCUUGCAAAACUUUUCUAUCUGCUCGAAAGCAUCAUCAACAUAAAUAUCGAGAUGUUAUAUUGCCUGAAAAUUGGAAUGACGAAGUAAUAGGUUAUCAUUCCUCUUGUUACAAAGAAUUUCGAGUGAAAUCUAAAUAUUUGUCUUAUGAAAGCACUGAGCCAGCUUCAACAUCAUCAGCGUCUCAAUCUACUGGAAUCAUUGAUUCUUCGAUAUCUUUAACGUCUGCUGAAAAUGUAGAACCGGACCCAUUGCCAGGCACUUCACGAAAUAUUGACCAGAGUUCGAUAUUAAUUAAUGAUGAAACCAGUAAUAUUGAAGAUUUGGAGAAUACUGUUGAGGAGGACAAUGUAGAUUGUGAAACGGAAGUACAAAGUUUUGGAGAUGAUGAGUUAGCAAAGAAAUGCUUUUUUUGUCAAAAAGUCAAUAAAAAACGUAAAGGGCGACAAAUAUACUGUCGUAAAAUUAAAAACAAAAUAUCCUUUCUAGAAAAAAUUAAAAAUUAUUCUACAGAACUGGGCGAUAUAGAAAUGUUACGGAAAAUUCAAGAAGAAAAUAACUCUGUUAACGAUACUUUUUUGGCGUAUCAUAAUAUAUGUAAUGUCAAUUAUUUUGCCAAAUACCAAAGGAAAAUGAAUCCACCUCCAACUAAUGAUUGGGCCACGAAACGAGAUGGCCAUAAAAUUGCCAGAGAACGCUUGAUUAAUUAUAUUCAGCAAGAAGUUAUUACAAAUCGACGAGUGAUGUCAUUAGCUCACUUGAAAUAUUGUUAUGCUGAAUUUGUAAAAGAAAUUUAUGAACACGCAAAUUUAGAAGCUACCACAUUUAGCAAUCAAGCUCUCAAGGACUAUAUACAAACUCAAUUAAAACACAAAAUAUCAUUGGUCAAUAUUUCAAAUCAACAAUUUUUUAUAUCAUCUGAAAUCGAUAUUGAAACAAUCGAUGAUGAAGAAAUUAAUGAUAUAUUAUUUGAACAAGAAGCAAAAGAUUUCGCCUUGAAAUAUCGAAAAAAUAUAUUGGGAAUAAAAAAAAAACCUUUAACAGAUUUCAUCGACAGUGAAGUAUUAAAUGAAGGAGAGUGCGAUGUUCCAAAAUGGUUAGAUAUAUUUUGGACUACUGCUUUAAGCGGUAUUGGCAAAGAAAGCUGCGAUCGGGUUCGGAGAUUGUCUUCAUCUUUUUCGCAGGACUCUAUCUACAGCAUUACAAGAGGUUAUAUUAAACCGCGAAAGCAUAUUUUAUUGGGUAUAACCAUAAAAAGUCUCACAGGAAGCAAAAAAGUCGUGGAUAUAUUAAGCAGGCAAGGAUACUGCAUCACCUAUCCAAGUAUACUGGAAUUGGAGACGUCUGCUGCAUACUGUUGUGUUUCUAAUAAUCAAUUAUGUCCAACAAGCAUUCAACGAACUUCUAUAUUAUCAUCUGGAGUAGCGUGGGAUAAUUACGACAGAUAUGUAGAGACAAGCUCUGGUAAAAAUACCUUACAUGAUACAGUGGGUAUCAUUUAUCAAAAUAUCCCUACAGAAGAAGAAUUGAACAUCAUCAAAAGGAACGAUGCAUCUACAGAAGCUGAACGGAAUUCUUCAAGUAAUGUUCGUGAUUUGGCUGGCCGUAGAAAACGUUCGUUUGAGGAACAGUCAUUUGAAAAUAUACUGUACGCGAAGCAACGACGUCCAGAAUUUUGGCGUAGUAGUGUAGCGUCACCUGAAGAACCACAAAAUUUAAUUAAUUUUCAACAUAGGCAUUUUACAUGGGUACUUUCCCAUAACUUAAAAAUUUCAAACACGCCAAUGUGGGUAGGAUAUAAUGCCAAAAUUUUAAAAGAUGACAGUAGAAUUCAAAAGAUUGAGUAUUUAACGCAAAUUAAUAAUUCACCCACGGAUCCAGCUGUUGUAAAAGAGACGAUGCGUAGAAGUUUGCAAAUCGCUUCAGAAUGUCAAAAAGAUUUCUUCAGCGUUACUUACGAUUUAGCCAUGGCCAAGAUUGCUUUACGGAUACAGAGUGCGGAGGAUGAAUUCGAAAAACUUUUUAUUAAUUUUGGACCUUUCCACAUAAUGUUAUCAUUCAUGAAAGCUAUCGGGAAAUUUAUAAGUGGAUCUGGGUUAACAAAUAUUCUUAUAGAUAGCGAAAUUUUGGCCAGUGGUUCUAUCAGUUCGUUUUUAAGUGGAAAACACUUUAAUCGAUGCAGAAAAAUUCAUCCUUUACUCUCUCUUGCUUUGCAGAAUUUACAUUUGGAAAGGUUUUUACAGCAGCAUGAUCAGGACCUGGAAAAUAUUAAAGAAUACUUAAAAAUAUUUAAUGAACAACAGAAUGAUGACCCACAAAUAACCAAUGAGAAUUUAAAAAAAUUAUUUAACAAAUAUGAAGAAUAUAAAAAUGAAACUUUAAAUGGAAGGCAUGGUAAAACACCUCAAAUUUAUUUAAUGUACACAAGAUUAGUUGAAUAUUAUCUUCAAUUAGAAUAUAGUAUUCGUAUAGGUGACUUCAAUUUGUUUGUAGACACUUUACCGAAAAUAACAAAUGUUUUUUUUUCAAUGAAUCACCAUAAUUAUGCAAGGUAUAUGUCUAUUUAUUGGGAUAAGUUGAUAAAUAUUGAAACUACACAUCCCGGAUUGCUUGAUGAUUGUCAAAAGAGUUUUAUGGGCAUUCGAAGAACAAUAAAACCGUUUUCAAGAAUCCCAGUUGAUUUAACACUUGAACAAACAAUCAAUGCUGAUGCUGCUUCUAAAGCUUCUGGAAUUGUAAACAUUACAAACUCGUUCUCUGCAAGACAAAAAUGGUCAAUUACUCACUCACUACGUACAAGUGUUAUAUCUAAAGUGAUGGAAUUUUGUAAUAUGAAAUCAACAGAUGAUAUUACGAAAGAUUUAAAGAAAUCAACAAUUAAUAAAUCUACCAAAAACUUACAAGUACUAAUGCAACUAAUAAAGCAGUACACCAACCCUUUUGGAUUAGAACUGUCAGAAGAUCAUCUUUACAAUAUAUCGAAAGGUCAGUCGGUGAACGAUGAAGUAUAUAACUUUUUAUCAUCAGUUGAAAUUGAGGGCGAAAAACAAAAUAAGAAUUUCAUUGCUGAGUCUCGAGUAACACCAGAUAGGUUUGAUAAAGCCAUUACCAGAAAUAAAAUAAUUAAUUUUGAGUACAAGAAUACGCAAAAAGUCAAAAUUAAUGGAAAAGUGAAAGAAGUUCAAAUGCAAAGAGAUGUUUUUGGUCGUCUACUUUAUGUGUCACUAAAAAAUAAAAUUGAUUUAGAAAAAGCAUUAAGUUAUCCUCUAGCUCCUAUUCCAUUUUCACUCUGUCAUACUAAUGGAACAAUUUGCAAGACCCCAAAAUCUGUAAUUAUUAAUGAAUUACUAGAAUAUCAAACUGAAAUAGUAAAUCCUCCAGAAGCAGAUAUUCACUUAGUUGAUGGAUUUUAUUUAUUACAUACAUUGAAGAACCUUCCAAACAGAUAUGGUAAAAUCUCAAUGCAUAUAUUAAAAAUACUUACAUAUAAUAGAAAAGAAGUACAUAUUAUAUUUGACAAAUACAAAAAUCCCAGUAUUAAAGAUUUUGAACAUAAUCUGAGAGGUGAAGAUGACAUACAAUAUGACGUAAUACGUAAAGACAAUAAUCGUCCUUCAGAUUUCUGCAAAUUAUUGAGGAGCAACAAUUUUAAAGAAAAAUUUGUAAAAUUUUUAAUUGAAGAUUGGACAAGGGACGAAUUUAUUACUUUGAUCACAGGAAAGACUAUUAAACUUAAUUAUGAUCAAUGUUACAUUUAUGAGGUGUCUAGUGAAAAUAAAAUAAAAAGAGUCAUUGACUAUAAUUUCUCUUGUUAUCAUGAAGAAGCUGAUACCAAAAUAGUAUACCACAUUUGUCAAUUUAAUACUAACUAUCGUGUGGAGAUACAUUGUACAGAUUCUGAUAUACCAAUAAUAAUGUUGGCAAAUUUUAAGCAUUUAAAAGAUAAAAUUCAAAUAAUAAUUAAUUUAAGCACGAAUAAAAAAAAAAUGUACUUAAACAUAAAUGAAAUUUAUGCCAAGCUUGGAGAUCAAUUAUCUUGUUCACUCGCCAUAUGCCAUAUUUUUACAGGGAAUGAUUACAAUCCUGCUUUCUUUCGUAAAGGAAAAAAGAAACCUUUCAGUAUUUUAAAGAAAAAUGAAAAUUUUCAAGAGGCAUUUAUUCAACUUCUACGAAUUAAAAAUACGGAAUUAACAACAUCGAAUGAGGUAGUUCAAAUUAUUGAAGAGUAUGUAUGCAGAAUGUAUUCAUUAAAAACAAAAAAUGAUCUGAAUAAAGGACGGUAUGAGUUAUUUGAAAAAGGGUAUAAAUCAAAAAAUGACAAUGAAAAAAUUUUAAAACAAAAAAUCGUAGGAUAUGAUCCUUCCAGUUUGCCACCAACAAAACAAGAAUUGUUGCAACAAAUUAAACGAACUGUAUUCAUCUGCAAUAUAUGGUGUAAUGCACACAUGCGGUGCCCCACGGAAAAAUUGCCAGAAAAUUUUGGAUGGACAAUAAUUGAUGGUAAAUAUGAAUAUUAUUGGUUUGAUGGUCCCCAAAGUCCAUCAUUUGAAAAAUUAUCUUCUGACUUACAAGAGUCAGAUAUCACGAGUGAAGAAAGUGAAACAGAUGAAGAUGAUAACGAUGUUAGUAGCGAACAUUUAUCAGAUGAAUCUGAUGAAGAUUAAUUUCUUUAUAUAUAUAUAUAUAUAUAUAUAUAUAUAUAAAGAAAUUAAUAUAUAUAUAUAUAUAUAUAUAUAAAUACACAAAUUUUUGUACCUAGAUUACUAAAAAAUAAAGUUAUUUAAAUUUUAAAAAAGAUUUUUUCACUGUAUCUUAUUUUACAAAUAGAAAAACGAAAAAAUUACAAUUCUUGUCGGACUAGUGAUACAUACCUGUUUUCUUGUAGGACGUUGUUUCAUUUGGGCAGAGAACACACUAACCUAUUAUAUGAUAUUUUUGUCCUACAGUUAGUAAUGAGAAAAAUGGUCUUGUGGUAUUAACAAUUUCUGAGCGUAGGACCGGGAUAACGUACCGCGCAAUUUGUAGGACAAUAUGUCUGUUAAAUUACAUAAAUAUUAACUAAGUAAAAAAAAAAAAAUCAGCUGGUUAGUAAUCAUUUAUGAUGACCUUGUUAUCGAUACAUGUCGGAAAGAGGGGACUCUUUGAUCAAACCAUAGAUUUUGUAGGACAAAUAUUUUUUCGAAUAAUUUAGAUAAUUGUCUUGAGAUUUAACAAAAAAAAAUUCAGUUAGUAAUAAAUAUUUGAGAA
This is a messenger RNA of Bombyx mori (domestic silkworm), 6708 nucleotides long. RefSeq lists its product as uncharacterized. NCBI's taxonomy places the organism in Eukaryota, Metazoa, Arthropoda, Insecta, Lepidoptera, Bombycidae. The record is from RefSeq and is a predicted model, not a curated record. The transcript has 4 exons. Bases 1371 to 6125 code for a protein of 1584 amino acids.